AUGGAGGUCAUGAAAAAGAUGAAAAAGGAUUACGAGGGUCAACUAGCAACGCUUUUAGAAAAGCAGUCGUGCAAGGAAAUGGUGGUCAAGUCCAAAAUCAAGUAUGUGCAUCAACGCGAUUCAUGCAAUGCUCUGCGGAAGGAGUCGAAAGAAAAAAUUCGUGAUUUGGAUGCAAAAAUAAAGGUUUGCGCUGAAAUCAUAGAGAAAUCCAAUCAAAAACUACUAGAAAUAGAAGAUUUGGAGAGGAAAGCAGAAAUUAAGCAAGCAGAAUUGCGCAUGUUGAAUGAGCAGCUCAAUACGAUCAAAGUUGCUCCUUAUCCCGGUACUGAAAAGGAGUUGCGUGCGGAGAUACACGAGAUUGACUCCUCUACAGAAUUUCAACAGUUGGAAUCAAAGCGCGACCGAUUGAAAAGCGAGUAUUGA
Molecule: messenger RNA, 423 nt
Organism: Ostertagia ostertagi
Lineage: Eukaryota; Metazoa; Nematoda; Chromadorea; Rhabditida; Trichostrongylidae
Source: the annotation of a GenBank genome assembly